AUGUCCUUCAACCAACCAACGCCCCCGCUCCUCCUAACGAAACGCCUAACAACCUUCCUCUCCGCCAACCUCAACGCCCACCUGCACACGGCCCUGCUCGCGACCCCCUCGGGCCGGCUGCUCGCCCACGCCUCUCCGCACCCCGUCGCCCUCCUCCGCACCCAGUCGACCGUCGCCUCCUCCCUCUUCGCCCUGCAUGGCUCCACGGCCCCGGACAUUCCCGACGCCCUGCCCACCUCGCACUCCUCCCCGUCAGCCGCCUCCUCGCCGCCCAUGGAGAAGCCGCUGACGAUCACGGUGCAGCUGGCCGCCGGCGUCGUCGUGAUCAGGAGGCUGAAAUGCGGGCUGCUGUUCGUGUGCAUCGGGCCUCUGGCGGAGCACAUCGAGGAGGGGAGCGGCAGCGGCGGACAGCUGCAGCAAGGUGGUCUGGCGGCGCACGGCGGAUACAACGGGACCGGCGAGAGGUCCGGGGGCGCGACGCCCAGCCAGAUGCCCGCGUCGCCGAGCGAGGUGGACAGCGUGCUGAGCGUGGGCGGCAUCACGACUGCCAGCCUGGGCAGUGUCGGAAGCGUAAACACUGCGGGUGUCGUGGUCAUGAGGCGGCAUGCCGAGGAGCUGGCGAGGUGGCUGGACGAUAAGCUGGGUAGUCUGAGGGUCCCGGAGGAGGGUGUCGGCGUGGAGUGA
This is a messenger RNA of Colletotrichum aenigma, 684 nucleotides long. RefSeq lists its product as uncharacterized. NCBI's taxonomy places the organism in Eukaryota, Fungi, Ascomycota, Sordariomycetes, Glomerellales, Glomerellaceae. Bases 1 to 684 code for a protein of 227 amino acids. The transcript has a single exon. The record is from RefSeq and is a predicted model, not a curated record.